Molecule: messenger RNA, 876 nt
Organism: Priapulus caudatus
Lineage: Eukaryota; Metazoa; Priapulida; Priapulimorpha; Priapulimorphida; Priapulidae
Exons: 11
Coding region: 7-867 (286 amino acids)
Biological process (GO): early endosome to late endosome transport
Cellular component (GO): late endosome; plasma membrane; early endosome
Molecular function (GO): SNARE binding; guanyl-nucleotide exchange factor activity
Source: RefSeq, a predicted model, not a curated record
UCCAAGAUGGCAGCGCCCAUUGAAGAUUUAGAUUUUAAUCCUUUCUUUAGAAAUUUGCAGACAAAAUUUGAGGCUGUCUACCGUGACGCGCAACAACGCUGCUGCCUCAUAUGUGUACCUAGCACCCAAGCCAUAUGUGAUAUAAAUAUCACUGAACAAUUUAUUGAGUCUCACAUUUUCCGCCCAUCACCAUAUUUUCGUGGGCAGUACAUCAGUCUUGACAAGAAUGACGAAAAAACUAUCAAGAUUGAAGAUGGAGUGAUAAAAUCUGUGCAAGGUUUUCGAAAUUCGUUUAAAAUGAAGAUCAUAGGUGAAGAAUUGGGAUACAAUAAUGACUUCAAAACCUAUAGGAUAGUAAUUGUGGAUGGAAUUAUUGCCGAAAUAUUCAAACGGGUGACCACAUCACAAGAGCAGUUAGACCUUAUCAAACUUGACCGCUCUUCGAUGGGGAGCGUCCAUUCAGACUGCCGGGAGUUUCUGGCUAGGCUGCCUGCAGCGGAACGCCUGCUGAGAAGCUUGGACGCACAAGCGCAGAGCUUCAGUGACACGUACAUGGUUCUGGAGGCGUAUCUCGACGACGCGGCACGUAAAGUGCGCCAGAUCUGCGCCAACUGUGCGCAGGAUUAUUUGCACCGAAAUCCAGAAUAUGCAGAAGGACCCGAUGUGAAGGCGUUAGAAGCAGCAAUUGAGAGCUGCGUUACCCACGCACUCCACAGGAAGGUCUAUUCGGUUGUUAAACGUCACCUGGCAGCAGCCGACAGUGACUUGCAGCGACGGCUGGAGGCAUUUCGUGCGAUGACGCUAGCCCAGCUGGAGGUUCGCAGUGAGCUGUGGUUUCCCUACACGAACGCAGGGCCUAUGCCCUAGCAGCAGACG